CACAGAGAGUGCAGAGCUGCAGCUGCACAAGUGUUUGUGGAGAUUUAUAGAGACAAGAACACAAUGAUGAGGAUCAGCCUGCAAACUCUGAUAACAUGUUUACUGUUGUGCCGUGCAGUUACAACACAGGCGGAAAAUACAACACCAAUAUCUCCAUUGCCCUCCUCAGCAGCAACAGUCCCUCCUACCGAUUCACUGAACCCUGAGACCAUGUUGACCACCAUCAGCUCCUCGCCUACAACUUUGAAUUCAUCAUUUACACAACAGACCGAGUCAACUUCUGAUGGCACCAAUAAAAAUUCCUCCAGUCCCACUCCGUCCAUCAGCAGUACAGCUUCCACCUCGUUGACAGCUACAGCAGAGAUAAACAACACUUCGAACUCGACAACGUCAACAGCACAAACUGUGCUCACGUCUUCCUCACCUUCUUCAUCAACCCCAUCAUCCUCAUCUACCACAGCCCAAAUCCAGGAGACUAGCACCAGCACCAACGGCACCAGCACUGGUCCUGGCCCCACCCUCAACACUACACACAACACAACGCCCCCUGCCACUGCUACUGCUACUGCAACUGCAACUGCAACUGUAACUGCAACUGCCACCGCCACUGCCACUGCAACCACAACCCCCAGCGCCACUGCCACUGCCACUGCCACUGCAACCACAACCCCCAGCGCCACUGCCACUGCCACUGCCACUGCAACCACAACCCCCAGCGCCACUGCCAUUACCACCAGUACCAUCCAAACUACCACACUGGUUGAUGAAGGACACAAGUCCAAGGCUCUGAGCUCAGGAAGUAUCGCAGUCAUUAUUUGUGUGUUCAUUGUAACCGUCACCCUAGUGUUAGUUGGGCUGUACUACUACAAGGUCCGGCGGACAUCCUAUGGCCCUCUACUGGAAAACAACGAACGCAGCACUUUGGGAAACUUCAGCAACCCCAUGUAUGACCCUUGAAUCUGAACUUUUAAGGUCUGACUCGCAAAGUCACCACUCAUACCGAAAGUCCUCAGUCUGCAGAAGCUGAGUGUAUUUGUAGUUUGUGCGUAAUAAGUUCUGAACAGGCGCACAUUUUAUAACUGUGACAUGCGGCCUGAUCACUUGACUGCAAAAUACAAAACAAAUGUGACAUUUUUAUUGAUCUUUGUCCAAGUAGCCUAAUUUUUGUUACACUUUAAGUGUAGUACAAUUGGCCUAAAAUUGCAGUUUUUACUCAGGUAGCUUUGCAAACAGCUCUAGCUGCAUAUAGACAAAACGCACAAUCAUAUUACCAAAAUGAAAGUAUAAAUUGUUGUAAAAGCAAGUGUCAAAUCAGGAGUAUCAUGUAUCUAACAGGGUAAUUGUAAAAUUAAGUCCUCUGUCAACAAGUAUGGAUUAUGUGAACUAAACCAGGAUAUUUUUUACAAUAAAUAAAUUACUGAGCAACUGUAAAAAGGUAGCUCUAGGCAAUAUUUAGGAAUGGUUAUUAAUGACUAAGAUCUGUCAGUGAUGUUUUCCGCUGUCGGGGAGCAGCAAUGGAAACUGAGAAUUAGAAUUAAAAAAAUGGUCACCAAAAUGUGUGACAUACAAAGGUAGAAAAAGCCUGAAUUUAUGCCUGAAAUGCAAAUAAUGUAGUUAUGCAUAAUGACACAAAAUGUUCCUUCAUUUUUAACACUGCUCCUUUAACCACCCACUUAGAUACCUUUUCCUUGGUUAAACUGUGAAAUGAUGAGAUUUCUGUCACAAAAGUGGAUAGAUUUUCUUGUGGCUGUAUCGACGAAGUUCAAAUUUUAGACAGCGCUCAUCGACAAAUGUCCUGCUUUUACAUGCAUGUUCAGAUUCUGCAGAUUAGGAGGAGGUGAAGAGUUAGUUAUUUGGAGGAAAUGGAAAUUCUGAGAAAGCACUGAUAGCACGGUAAUGAUGCAUAACUUUUAUCAAGUGUUUUGACAGCGAGUGGGAGCAUCAACAUAUACACAAGAGGAUAGUUUAAGAGCCUUUUUUUUAUUCAAAGCUUCAAAAAUCACCAUUUUGUCAGUGAUCUCGGAGUCAGACACCAACUUGUUGACAUUCCGGGAUGCUGCUUCCAACAUCACAAUGUUAACAAAAGCACAUGUUUAGGAUG
Messenger RNA from Plectropomus leopardus (leopard coralgrouper), 2101 nucleotides. RefSeq names its product prostate androgen-regulated mucin-like protein 1 (gene parm1). Lineage: Eukaryota; Metazoa; Chordata; Actinopteri; Perciformes; Serranidae. The record is from RefSeq and is a predicted model, not a curated record. Gene Ontology annotation, cellular component: plasma membrane; late endosome; early endosome.